AUGAACAAAAUCAUGGUCAUCACCACGGUGCCCAACACAGCCGAUAUGGCCAAGUCCAGCGCCAAACUUGCCACAGCCACUGUCACCGCGACCGCGACCGCGACCGUCACACAGGCCAUCACGUCGACUGUCACAAAGGCCGUCACCAAGACCAUACCCGCCGCCGCCCGCGUCUCCUCCUACAACACAGCCAAGAUCAUCAAGGUCGGAGCCCCAUCGGCCGUUCCCGACCAUCUCAUGACUCAGAUCAUGGAUUUGAUAAAGGUGACCGGUUUCAACAAGUUUUCACUCAUUACCGCGGCAGUGCAGAUUGGUCUCGGUAUCGCGAUUAUUCAUGGGUUCAAGUCUGCUUGGAAGCGCUUGCCCAUCCAGAAUGUACCACCUGGCGAGCGACCGAAGAGGUGGAAGGAGAAGGUCAGGUUUGCCUACAAUUUUCUCAAGAAUGCUGCAGGUGAGAAUGAGAGGCUUCGCAAGGACAUUGAGAAGGCCCGUCAGGAGGUGCAACUUGCCAAACAAAAUGAGCUCUUUGCCGAGCAAUAUUCCUUCGGAGCGCCGAUGGACAAGCAGAAGCAUUCAAAACAGGAGAACAUUCUCAUGGCGAAUGCGGGUACCGAGCAGCAACACAAUGAGCAGUCUGAUGCGGAGGAGGCACCCCUCGAAGCGGAUCCGGCUACUGUAGGACCGGAUCAAGAGGAAUUGCUGCACCAGCUGAUGGCCUCCGACUUGGCGCAAAAGCACAUGGCAGAGCAGCUGAAACAGCUCCAAGAGAGCAGCCAACAUGAGCGACAGGACUUGCAAUCGGAGGUCGCCAGGCUGAAAUCUGAGGUGCUGAACUCUCACCAGAGUAACAGUGAGCUUAGGGGUGAUCUCGAGGAAGCACACCAACAUGCCGAUGGGCUGGGAACCUUGCUUGAGUACACAGAACUCAAGCUCGAGGAGGAGAAGGAGUAUGUGGUAGAACUGAAAGAGCUUGAUCAAGCUCGAGAGAAAGAGAUGGACAAACAUGUCGAAGAGAUCGCAGAGCUCACGAAGUCUCGCGAUGAGGCCCGGCAAUCGUUCAAGGAAGAGACCACACGUCGCGAGAGAGCCGAGAAGUUACUCAACAAGGCGGACUUGGACCGAGAGAAGGCGGAGCAUGACCUCUUCCGUCAGGCUGAGUUUGAGCUUAACAAGUACAGCCUUGCAGGCACAGGUACCUCUGAACCAAUUCCACUCACAACCCCGAACGUCUUCCGCUUCAUGGCGAGCAGAUACGGCAUCAACGCCGACCCGCCUCAACCAACUUCUUCUGCGAUGCAGACCCCGAAAGUCGCCGACAGCUCAGCCGCCCUGAGCGAAGAGCCGGAUAGCAGCAGCACUCCAUCGAAGAAGCGCAAGCGCAGCAUGAAGAUGGCCAAGAAGGUCGACGCCAUGUCCAACAAGCGACGUGAGCUUUCGCCCGAGGAGGCGUACGGCAGCGAGAGCGACUCAAUGGAGGUUGACCCCGUCCUGCCUGCUCCUGACAAGGCCUUGGGCCUCACCAACGUGCCGCGCCUGGCACCUCCAUCUACACCUGCGACUGCGGUUGUUCCUGCUGUGACUGCUCGCCACGCGAGUCGACUCCCUAUCGCAGCUCAGACUCCGGGCGGCAGGGACCUGCGCAGGACCAACAGGGUUAACUACACUGAGGGAUCCCGUCGCUCCGCGCAGCCGCAGCAGGGCAGCCAAUUGCCCAUCCUUGAGACCCCUGCUAUCGGGCGCCGUAGAGCCCCAAGUGCCACGCCUGCGGCGGAGACUACUCGUAGGGUGACUCGAUCGCAGUCUCCCGUGAAGCGUGCGCCUGCGAAGCGCUGA
Messenger RNA from Parastagonospora nodorum SN15, 1833 nucleotides. RefSeq lists its product as hypothetical. The coding region runs from base 1 to 1833 and encodes 610 amino acids. The transcript has 2 exons. The record is from RefSeq and is a predicted model, not a curated record. NCBI's taxonomy places the organism in Eukaryota, Fungi, Ascomycota, Dothideomycetes, Pleosporales, Phaeosphaeriaceae.